GUUGCUCCACCACGGGGCGAUCAGCGGCUAAUAAUAUUCAAAGACCUGCCACCACAACCUCACUAAGGUACAUAGAUAACUGCCCAAGUGGUUUUUGGGAAAUUAGAUGUGUGGAGGGGCAAAGCAGUCCUACUGAUUGCUAAAAGUGGCGGUCAAUUCAUACUUCACCUGGCACCCAUUCUUGUUCUCAUUCUACCAUUCCACGAAUACUUUUCCUAAAUUUAUCCAGCCUUCGUCAUGGGCGUGGACUGAAUAAAUAAAUCUGGGGUUUGCCUCCCGACCCGAAAAGCACCACCUCACCUCCCAUAACCGGCCAACCCGCCAACCAUCUCUCUUUCCUUCACACCACUGAAACGUCAAAAUACAACAGCAUGUCCGCCAGUCGAUCUAAUUUGAAGACCUCCCUUCCCUCGGCUCAUGCUGCUUCCACUCAGAUGUCCCAGAACAUGCGCCGUGCAUCACCAAAGCGCAAUGUGUCACGCCAGCAAAAGGGCCCUCCGACCAAACCAGACGCCGAUCCACGUCAUCUAGCUAUAGCUCUACAUCAUGCGCACCGUAUUCAGGCUCAGAAAGACACCGAAUCUCUUAUAUUGAGUCGCAUUCUCGAACUCGUCACGUUUCCUUCUUCCCCAUCGGCCGAUCCUGCCUCUCCGUCACCCGAAGAUGCCCGGGCUUUCAAAUCUGCCCUUAUACCCUUCCAGCCCGCAGACUAUGAUAAUUUAAUCCAGGAACGGAAUAUCGAAGGUCUAUGUGGAUAUGGUCUAUGCCCUCGCGAGCAUCGUAAGGACGAUUCUCGGGGGACUUACCGUAUAACGUGGGGUGCCAAAGGAAGCGGGCCUGGUGGUCGGGGACGGGAGAUGAACAUAGUUCCACGAGAAAAGCUUGAGAUGUGGUGUUCGGAUGAGUGUGCAGAAAGAGCAUUGUACAUACGGGUGCAAUUAGCCGAGGAGCCUGUGUGGGAAAGGCGUGCCGAUGACGCACGGGGUAAGAAUUUACUCUUGCUUGAGGAAGGGAGAGCGAGGACUCAGCGAGGGAAGGGCAAAGCAGCCACGGUAGAAAAAGUUACUGGUCAAUUGGGUAAUUUGCACAUGACUGGCACGCCAGGUUCGAGCGAUUUGACAAGUGAUAUGUCUAACCUCUCUGUUCACGAUGGUUCUCACUCCCAUGAACUAGCCCUGGAACGUGGAGAUGCGAACCCAGCAUUACGGGCCGGGCGAGUGGAUGUUCAGAUCCAAGAGAAGGAUAAUAUACCCUAUGAGCACGUUGCCGCACCGGAAAUGCGUCCCGGAGAUGAUAAAGGAGGUUCCAUCGAAGGAUACGUACCCCAGGAAUUCUGAAAAAAAAAAGAGAGAGAGAGAAAAGAAAGAAGGAAAAAAUGGAAAGUUGUUUCCCAAGAAUCUAACAUUAGACUCGUUACUUGCACGGUUUGCGCGUUUGCAGGAUGAUGAUACCCGGGCUAUGAAGUAGAUCCUCCGUAUCUAGACAAAUAAAGCCCUCUAUUUUAGUGAAAA
This is a messenger RNA of Aspergillus alliaceus, 1511 nucleotides long. Its product is annotated as Rtr1/RPAP2 family protein phosphatase. The transcript has a single exon. NCBI's taxonomy places the organism in Eukaryota, Fungi, Ascomycota, Eurotiomycetes, Eurotiales, Aspergillaceae. Gene Ontology annotation, cellular component: cytoplasm; nucleus. Bases 372 to 1337 code for a protein of 321 amino acids. Gene Ontology annotation, molecular function: RNA polymerase II CTD heptapeptide repeat phosphatase activity; RNA polymerase core enzyme binding. The record is from RefSeq and is a predicted model, not a curated record.